GGGGGACGAGUGGGCCCGUGGCCAUCACCCGCACGCCCAAACCCAACUGAAGCUAGCGUGGUGGCCGCCUCCUCCUCCUCCUCUGCCCGUUGCCACGUCACCCCUUCUUCCUCCCGGUCCGCCUAUAUCUUCCCCCCGAUCCCUUGCUCCCUCACCCUUCUUUCCUCCAACCUCUCCACACCGGACCACCCCCUCCUUCCUUUCCAGCUUCCACCACCACCCUCAUCAGCUCACUUCCGGUGAAGAAAAACCGUCUCACCGCCGCUUUCCGGUGAAGAAGAAGAGCGCAUUGCUGGGCUGGGAGCUGCUGUUUUUGUAAGCUUUGGUGUUCUGUUCUUGCUGUGUUGGUGGUGGCAUGGAGAGGCGUGGCAUGGAGAAGGGGACGUCGGCGGGGGCGAGGCGGCACGCCGACCAGCCGUCCUUCUCGUCGUCGCUGCUCGACGCGAUAUACAGGUCCAUGGAGGACGAGCCGGGCCACGCCGGCGGGGAGGCGGCGGUGACCAAGAAGCAGCAGCAGCAGAAGAAGCACGUGGAGGAGGCCCUGCACUACAGCUACUACUACAGGCCGUCGCUCGCCGGGAGCUACCGGGCGCCGGGGCCGCACGCCACCACGUCCAGCUCCUCCGAGUGCUCCAGCUACGGCGGCUUCUCCUCGUCCGAGGCCGAGUCGUCCAACCACCGCCGCCUGCGCCCCAUCCGCACGGUGGUGCCCGGCGGUCAGCCCGCGCCCGCGCCGGAGAAGAAGGCCAAGAAGCCGGCGGCGGCGGGGGCCUCGAUCCGCGCCAAGCUCAGGGACCUCCGCAAGCCGGCCUCCCCCGGCGCGCGCCUCGCGGGCUUCCUCAACACCAUCUUCGCCGGCAAGCGCAGCGCGCCGCAGACCCCGCCCUCGGCCCGGGCGGCGGCGGCGGCGGCGGCGGAGUACGCGUGCUCCUCGGCGUCGUCCUACUCGCGGUCGUGCCUGAGCAAGACGCCGUCCACGCGCGGGCACGCGAACCGCACCGUGCGGUUCGCGGACGGCGACCGCGAGGCGCCCGCCACGGUGCCCGGGGCGGACCGGCGGAGGGUGCCGGCGCUGGCGGUGGAGCAGAUGCUGCUCCGGCGCAUGGAGAUGGAGAGCGACGAGGACGAGGACGACGACGAGGACAGCAGCGACGCCAGCUCCGACCUGUUCGAGCUGGAGAACUUCGCCGCCGCCGUCGCCGUGCCGCCGGGCGCGGGGUACAGGGACGAGCUGCCGGUGUACGAGACGACCAGGGUGGUGCUGAGCCGCGGCAUUGGCCACGCGUACGGGCACGGCCGGAGCGCCAGGGUGGUCUGACGUUUGCGCCGAUCGGAUCGCGCGCGGUGACUGUAAAAUGCAAAAUUAGUUUAGCGAGAUGGGGGAGGUGUGGAGUAAGCGUUUUUUUUUAUUACGUGCUCUCUCUUUAACCUUUUGGCGUUUUUCUUUGGUGUUUUUGUGGGGUGUGGAGUGUACUCAGAUGUAAUUUCUAGCCGCAGGAAAUCAAUCAGCAACGUUGCUUUUCUACUA
Messenger RNA from Hordeum vulgare subsp. vulgare (domesticated barley), 1528 nucleotides. Its product is annotated as protein BIG GRAIN 1-like. Bases 356 to 1318 code for a protein of 320 amino acids. The record is from RefSeq and is a predicted model, not a curated record. The transcript has a single exon. Gene Ontology annotation, biological process: auxin-activated signaling pathway. Lineage: Eukaryota; Viridiplantae; Streptophyta; Magnoliopsida; Poales; Poaceae.